AUGGACUCCGUGAACGUGUUCGACAUUUACAACACUCCUGAGACUCUCUCGGCUCCCCCGAGCAAAAAGAAGGCAAGCAAGAGGCAUCCUGGGGAAAGCAGCAAAGUGCCUCAGGCUAAGAAGCCUCAUAAUGUAGGCCUCCCAGAGGACGGGCCCUCAACUAAUACAACUCCACCCUCUCCUCGCCAGCAGCAGACUCCCCCUGCUCCAGCCGGAACGACUCCACCUCCAGCAACCCCAACCGACCAGGCUCAGCACGCUGGUCUUGCUUCGACUGGGGGCGACAUAACUGGUCGCGCCACCAAAUUAAUCAAGGAUAGGGUCGCUAAAAUUGCAAAGCAUGACCGCUGCCGAGAGCACAACCAGGGUGCCAACUUCAAUUACCUUCCUGAGAAUGCAAGAAACGUCGAGCUCGCUCACUGUGCUUCUCGACUGGCAGAGGAAGAAAGAGCGAGGAUUCCUUCUUCCCCUGAGAUCUCGCUGGCCACUGGGAUGGACGGGGCAGACAAUGAGGCUGCAGAUGUCAUCGAUCAGGGCCCUCCUCAGGAUCCUCUGGCUCCUCAAGAUCCUCUGGCUCCUCAAGAUCCUCUGGCUCUUUAG
This is a messenger RNA of Humulus lupulus (European hop), 600 nucleotides long. RefSeq lists its product as uncharacterized. The coding region runs from base 1 to 600 and encodes 199 amino acids. Lineage: Eukaryota; Viridiplantae; Streptophyta; Magnoliopsida; Rosales; Cannabaceae. The record is from RefSeq and is a predicted model, not a curated record. The transcript is spliced from 2 exons.